Lacerta agilis (Sand lizard) is the source of this 3053-nucleotide messenger RNA. RefSeq names its product protein phosphatase 1 regulatory subunit 13 like (gene PPP1R13L). The coding region runs from base 145 to 2718 and encodes 857 amino acids. Gene Ontology annotation, molecular function: transcription factor binding. The record is from RefSeq and is a predicted model, not a curated record. Gene Ontology annotation, biological process: positive regulation of cell differentiation; regulation of transcription by RNA polymerase II. Lineage: Eukaryota; Metazoa; Chordata; Lepidosauria; Squamata; Lacertidae. The transcript is spliced from 13 exons.
GAGCAGUCCCAGGAAGAGCCCCGACGGCGGCGGCUGCCGGAGCUCCCCGGGAGAAGCACGAGCAGCGCCUGAAGCCCCAGGUCCCUGCGACGCUUGGGGUGCUGGUGGCUGACCGGAUCGGGACCCAGAUUGCCAGCUGGCAUUAUGGCGAGCGAAGACUUCUCCGGUGCCAAGGACCUCUUGGACCUCAGCUUCAAUUCUCUGGCCUCGAAGCACAUGGACCUCAAGCAGUUGGAACUGGACACGGCGGUGGCCAAAGUGGACGAGCUCUCCAAGCAACUGGAGUCCCUCUGGACGGAGAACCCCGCCCAGCCUCUCGGGCAGCUCAAGGCUAUGGAGAGAUUUGGCACCAGCCCGUCCCACGAGAUGCUGGGCAGGAUGAGUCCCAUCGCCCCCUCCCCGCUUCCCCUCUUCCCCCGCAAGAGCCUGGCAACGGAGACCACGGAGAGCGCCCACUACUCCUUUGGGGAAGCGGCCCCUGGAUUCGCACACAGCUCCACGUACGGCUCGUCGUCCCCCAGCCAGCUCCUCGCACCCAGGUCCCCGCUGGGCCGCCCCACCUCACCGCGGCCGUCCCUCUUCCUCCAGCCGGAGGUGGACCGGGCACUGCCGCCCCCCAGGCCUAAGGUGCUGCCUGUACCCUAUGAGACGGCGCCCAGCCCCACGGCCUCUCCCCGCUCCCUCCGGCCCAGCCUCUCCCUGGAGCGCCAGUAUGACUACAAGACCUAUGCCGGGUCGCUGGGCCGAGCCAGCUCCCCACGGAUGCCCACGGAAGGAGCUGCGACCCAGUCCUUCUUCCCGGACCGGGUGCCAUCCCCGCGGCCGCCUCUGCCACCGCCGUACGAAAGCCAUAGCCUGUACCCGUCGCCACCCAGCAACUUUGCACCUUUCCGGUCUCAAGAUGACCUUGUGAUCCGGAGGAGGGUGCAGAAAGGGUGGAACGAAUCCGACCUGGACGUGGCGUAUGAGAAGAAGGCGACCCACCCAGUUGGUUAUGAGCGAGGAGAUGCCCACAUGGGGCUCCGCCAGGGCCAAGCAGGCGUCCCGCUGGCUCCUUGGAGGGAAUCGAGUUUAGACGGGGGCAUCGGGCCAAGCAAGGAGGAGCAUUAUGGGAUGCACAGCGCCACCUUGCCCAGGAAUUACAAGGUCUCCCCGCUUGCCGGCGAGCGGCGCCCGGACGCCUCCUUCCGCCGCUCCCUCCCCAGCAACCCGACGGGGACCCUGCCCCGAAACUGGCAGCCCAUCUCCCGCAUCCCCAUGCCGCCCCCGAACCCGCAGGGCAGCCUCCCCAAGUGCCACAAGCCCCUGCCUCUCUCCAUGAUCUUCCGGCUGCAGAACGCCUUCUGGGAGUACGGGGCGGCUGGGCAGAAGUUCCCCCUUUCCCAGGGCCCCCCGGGGUCCUCGCUUUUCCUCCGCUCGCUCCACAAGCAGCUGAUGCAGCCGGUUGUGCCCCAGAGCCAGCACCACCUGCGCAUGUCAUCGCUCGGGGGCGAAGGAAACGGUGUGGCCAAAACCGCUAGCCCCCCGUCCGAGCCCGUCCGCAUUGUCCCCAUCGUCUUGACCGGGGGCGACGCGGAGGCCGAGCUGGAGAGCCUCCUUCCGGGAGGGGAGCCGGCCGAAGCGGAAGAGGUCCCCCGGCCCCUGAGCCCCACCCGCCUGCAGCCUCUGCUGCCCCCCGAGGCCCAGAAAGUGCCCGAGUUCGAGGAGGUGGCUCGGGUCCUGGCAGAGAUGCCGCGGCCCCUGAAGCGCCGCGGCUCCAUGGAGCAGUGUCCCGGCCCCGCCCUGCCCCCCACCCACAAGAACCAGUACCGCCAGAUCAUCAGCCGCCUCUUCCACCACCAACCCCGCAAGGAGGACGCCGUCUUGGCCGGAGAAGCAUCCCCGCAGACAGAGCUCUCGCCCAUCACCGAGGCCACGGAGCAGAGGCCGCCAGGGGCUGUGGCGCCCCCCAGCCCAGCAGCCCCCCUGCCACCAAUGCCGGCGCCCCCCAUUCCGCCUCCGCCAGAGAGCCCAGUGAGCUUCAGUCCUUUGCCCAGUCCGGAGAAGCGCUCGGUGCUGCGCAAGGGGGCCUCCCCACGGAAGCGGCUGAUAAAGAGGGCGCGACUCAACCCCCUGGUUCUGCUGCUGGAUGCGGCCCUGACUGGCGAGUUGGAAGUCGUGAAGGAAGCCAUGAAGGAGCUGAACGACCCGAGCCAGCCCAAUGACGAGGGCAUCACUGCCCUCCACAAUGCCAUCUGCGGUGCCAACUACAACAUCGUAGACUACCUGAUCAACAUUGGGGCCAACGUCAACUCCCCGGACAGCCAUGGAUGGACACCCUUACACUGUGCUGCCUCCUGCAACGACACGGCCAUCUGCGUAGCCCUGGUCAAGCACGGAGCGGCCAUUUUCGCCACCACUUUCAGCGACGGCAGCAUGGCCAUCGAGAAGUGCGACCCAUACCGCGAGGGCUACAGCGAAUGCUUCAGUUACCUGGCAGAUGUUGAGCAGAACAUGGGCCUGAUGAACAACGGGGUGGUCUAUGCCUUGUGGGAUUAUAGCGCCGAGUUCAGCGACGAACUUUCUUUCCGCGAGGGGGAGCCCGUCACCGUGUUGCGGCACGAGAGCCCCGAUGAAACGGACUGGUGGUGGGCGUCUCUCUACGGCCAGGAAGGCUACGUGCCCAAGAACUACUUCGGGCUCUUCCCCAGGGUGAGGCCGCAGCAGAGGAAAGCGUGACGUUUCGGAGGGAGGAACCCCGUCGCUGCCGUCCCAGGAGGGACCUGAGGAAUGUGCCCGGGCAGGAUCCUGAAGAGCAGCUACGCAGUGCGGAUGAAUCGCCUCGCCUACCCGAGGAGGCUGUCUGUCUGGCAUCCUCGGAUGCGCUAUAAUGGUGGAGGGAAGGGAGAGACAUGCAAAGAUGGGCGACUCCUUGGCUCUCUCCCUGUGUUUGUGUGUGUGUGUGUUUGGAAAAGCAUGCCUAAAAGGAGAGGGUCUGGCCUGCCUUAUUUUUUUACUAUCUGCCUUCCUCUCCUUCUGCUUCCGUUAAGGACCUGCCCGACGUUAGGAAGGGU